Ziziphus jujuba (common jujube) is the source of this 1665-nucleotide messenger RNA. RefSeq names its product 7-hydroxymethyl chlorophyll a reductase, chloroplastic. Gene Ontology annotation, cellular component: chloroplast. The transcript has 19 exons. Gene Ontology annotation, molecular function: 7-hydroxymethyl chlorophyll a reductase activity. The coding region runs from base 105 to 1493 and encodes 462 amino acids. The record is from RefSeq and is a predicted model, not a curated record. Gene Ontology annotation, biological process: chlorophyll cycle. Lineage: Eukaryota; Viridiplantae; Streptophyta; Magnoliopsida; Rosales; Rhamnaceae.
AGAGUAAGUGAUAUGUGGUGGUGGUGCAAAGUGCAGACCCAGUCUCAGACUCUGGUUUGUGAAACUGUUGGCUCUCUUCUUUCUUUUUCUCUGUAUCUGCAACUAUGUCUUCCUUCAUUGUCAACCUCUCUAGGCUUCCUCUCUCGUUAUCUGUUGUUGCUUCAGCUUCAUCUUCAUCUUCCUCUAAAGAUGAGAAAACCAACUCCAAGUCAGUGAAACUGAGAGAGGACUGGAGGCAACGUUCCAGACCCAUUCCUCCUGGAGGCACCUAUCCUGCUAAAGACCACUGCAGUCGUUGUGGAUUAUGUGAUACAUAUUACAUUGCCCAUGUCAAGGAUGCGUGUGCUUUCUUGGGAGAUGGAAUGUCUCGAAUUGAAAGCUUGGAAUCCAAAGUUCAUGGCAGAGGGAGGAAGAUAAAUUCAUUAGAUGAGAUGUACUUUGGGGUCUAUGAUAAGCUGUUAUAUGCUCGUAAAGUUAAGCCUGUAGAAGGAGCUCAAUGGACUGGGAUAGUAACAACUAUAGCAAUUGAAAUGCUGAAAUCAGGCAUGGUUGAAGCUGUCAUCUGUGUACAGAGUGACCCAGAUGAUAGAUUUUCUCCAAGGCCUAUUUUAGCAAGGACACCAGAAGAAGUUCUAGCUGCUAAAGGUGUUAAGCCUACAUUGUCCCCUAAUCUGAAUACCCUUGCACUAAUUGAGGCAGCUGGUGUAAAACGUCUUCUUUUCUGUGGUGUGGGUUGCCAAGUGCAAGCAUUAAGAUCCGUGGAGCACCAUUUAAAUUUGGAAAAGCUCUAUGUAUUGGGCACAAACUGCGUGGAUAAUGGUACUCGAGAAGGGCUGGAUAAGUUUCUGAAGGCUGCAAGUAGUGAACCAGACACAGUUCUUCAUUAUGAGUUUAUGCAAGAUUACAAGGUUCACUUGAAGCAUUUGGAUGGUCAUAUUGAGGAGGUUCCUUAUUUCUGUCUACCAGCAAAUGAGUUAGUUGAUGUUAUUGCUCCAUCUUGCUAUAGCUGUUUUGACUACACGAAUGCUUUAGCGGAUAUGGUGGUUGGGUACAUGGGUGUGCCAAAAUAUUCUGGAAUCAGCAUGACACAACAUCCACAGUAUGUCACUGUAAGAAAUGAGCGUGGAAGAGAAAUGCUGAGUCUGGUAGAGAACUAUUUGGAGAUAACUCCAACAAUUAGUAGUGGUGAACGCCGACCGUUUGUUAUGGAGACAGUUAAGGCAGAUGAUAAUGCUAAGCUGGGUAAGGGACCUUCUCAGCCUGCUCCCAAGGUUAUUGGGAAUUUGAUAGCUUUUAUACUAAACUUGAUUGGACCGAAGGGUCUGGAAUUCGCUCGCUAUUCACUGGAUUACCAUACCAUCAGGAACUAUUUGCAUGUAAACCGCAUAUGGGGUAAACAAAGAGCGAAUAGACACAUGCCAUCAUAUGCAAAGAAGAUGGUGGAUAUGUACAACAAGAAUGGCAAAAUCGAUCAGUUACUUUCCAACAAGUAAUCGUCGUGGAUGGUAAAAAUGCGGGUGAUACCAGGAAAGCUUCCAUGAAUGUGGAAUUUUGUAUAUUUUCUUCUUCUUCUCUAGCUUCCACGAAAAAUAUCAUGACAAUGUAGUGUAUGAAGUGAGAAUUCUUGGUUGCCCGAUAUCAAAUGGAGAUCAAUGUUUUAUGACC